Messenger RNA from Apodemus sylvaticus (European woodmouse), 5173 nucleotides. Its product is annotated as toll-like receptor 13. Lineage: Eukaryota; Metazoa; Chordata; Mammalia; Rodentia; Muridae. The transcript is spliced from 3 exons. Gene Ontology annotation, cellular component: membrane. Gene Ontology annotation, biological process: immune response; toll-like receptor signaling pathway. Gene Ontology annotation, molecular function: transmembrane signaling receptor activity; protein binding. Bases 312 to 3182 code for a protein of 956 amino acids. The record is from RefSeq and is a predicted model, not a curated record.
AAGUUUGAAGAGGAAGGAAAUGUCUCAUGUCCUAAGACUUUAGAACAAUCAUCACUGGGUUUUUAAGAGUGCUAAAACAGAAUGUCAUUGUUUAGCGAAGACGAACAGCUGUGCCAUGUGCCAGGAGCUUCUGAGAGGGUGUCCAGAUACUGAUACACACUGGGCUUGAAGGGUGAAGCAGAGUCCAGAAUGAGUGGGCUCUACAGGGUCAUGGUCCAGCUGGAAGUGAGUCAAAGUCCAUACGUGAAGACCAUGCCUUUGACCAUGAGCAUCCUAUAUGAGAAGGGAUUUUCUCCCUGGUUGUAACCUGGAUGCCUAAGGCAGUCAAGAUGAGUGGAGGCAGUCUUGUGCCAUCUCUACAGCUCCUGUUCGUGGUAGUAGGACUUUCUCUACUGUCUCUGGCAGAGACAUAUGGGUUCAACAAGUGCACACAGUAUGAAUUUGAUAUUCACCAUGUGUUUUGCAUUCGGAAGAAGAUCACCAACUUGACAGAGGCCAUUAGUGACAUACCUAGAUAUACUACUCACCUCAACCUUACACACAACUACAUUCAAGUCCUUCCUCCCUGGAGCUUUGCUAAUCUGUCUGCUCUGGUGGACUUGAGAUUAGAGUGGAACUUAAUUUGGAAGAUUGACGAAGGUGCCUUUAGGGGACUUGAAAAUUUGACUCUGCUGAAUUUAGUGGAAAAUAAGAUUGAAAGCGUGAAUAAGUCCUUUGAGGGCCUGUCCAACCUGGAGACCUUGCUCCUGAGCAACAAUCAGAUCAGCCACAUUCACAAAGACGCUUUUACUCCUCUGGUCAAAUUGAAAUAUUUGAGCCUAUCUCAAAACAACAUUAGCAAUUUUUCUGGUAUUCUUGAUGCAGUCCAGCAUCUUCCGUGCCUGGAGCACCUUGAUCUUACUAACAACAACAUCACAUACUUGGACCACAUCCCUAGGUCACUGGUUUCUCUGACCCACCUGAGUUUUCAUAGGAACAAACUAACCGAGUUAAACUUCUCUGCUUUGUCAUUGCCUAACUUAACCAAUCUAAGUGCUUCCCAGAACGGCCAUGGAAUCAUUCAGAAUGUGUAUCUGAGAACUCUGCCCCAACUUAAAAGCUUGAAUCUGAGUGGAACGGUGGUGAAAUUGGAGAAACUUUCAGCCAAACACCUGCAGAAUGUAAGGGCUAUGGACCUCAGUAACCAGGAGCUUAGACAUGGUCACUUAAAUAUGAAAACUGUUUGUGACCUCCUCGGAAACCUACCCAUGCUAGAGACACUGUUUUUUCAGAAAAAUGCCACCAAUGCAGAGGGAAUUAAGCAUUUGGCAAAGUGUACCAGGCUCUUGUUCCUCGAUCUGAGCCAAAACAGUGACUUGGUUCAUCUCAAUGACAGCGAGUUCAAUGCUCUUCCCAGUCUCCAAAGACUGCAUCUGAACAAGUGCCAGCUCACCUUCAUCAGCAACAGGACCUGGGCUUCCUUGCAGAACUUGACCAUCCUAGAUCUGAGCCACAACAAGUUUAAAAGCUUUCCAGAUUUUGCAUUUUCCCCCUUAAGGCGCUUGGAGUUUCUCUCUCUUUCAAGAAACCCCAUCACAGAACUCAAUAACCUGGCCUUCAGUGGGCUAUUUUCACUGAAGGAGCUCAACUUAGCUGCAUGUUGGAUUGUAACAAUUGACAGGUAUUCCUUUACUAAGUUUCCAAACUUAGAGGUCUUAGAUCUUGGAGACAACAAUAUUCGAACUCUCAACCAUGGAACCUUCCGACCUCUGAAAAAACUCCAAACUUUGAUUCUCUCCCAGAACCGCCUAGAAAUCAUGGAAUCCAACGCAUUUUCUGGUCUCACUAACCUGCGUUACCUUGAUCUGAUGUACAACAGCUUGUCUUAUUUUCAUAAACACCUUUUCUCGGGCCUUGAAAAGCUUCUGACUUUGGAACUUGGCUUUAAUAAGAUCACAUAUGAAAGUACUAAGACCCUUCAGUAUCCUCCAUUUAUGCAGCUCAAGUCUUUGAAAAAGCUCAACCUAGAAGGACAAAAACAUGGGAUUCAGGUUGUUCCGAGCAACUUUUUCCAAGGAUUGAGUAGUUUGCAGGAGUUACUCUUAGGAAAAAACCCCUCGGUAUUCCUGGACCACCACCAGUUUGACCCUCUGAUUAACCUCAUGAAGUUAGAUAUCUCAGGGACAAAAGAUGGAGAUAGAAGUCUCUAUUUAAAUGCUUCCUUAUUCCAAAACCUCAAAAGGCUAAAGAUCCUCCGCCUUGAAAAUAACAACUUAGAGUCGUUGGUUCCUGGCAUGUUUUCCAGCUUACAGAACCUCCAGGUUUUUUCUUUAAGAUUCAACAACUUGAAGGUCAUUAAUCAAAGUCAUCUGGAGAAUCUGAAAUCAUUGAUGUUUUUUGAUGUCUAUGGGAACAAACUUCAGUGCACCUGCGACAAUUUGUGGUUCAAGAACUGGUCAAUGAACACAGAGGAGGUCCACAUUCCCUUCCUCCGCAGCUAUCCCUGUCAGCAACCAGACAGCCAGAGCUUACUUAUAGAUUUUGAUGAUGCCAUGUGUAAUUUUGACUUAGGAAAGGUCUACUUCUUAUGUUCCUUUAGUAUGGUCCUCAGCACCAUGCUCUUCUCCUGGUUCAGUGCCAAAAUAAUUGCAUCUCUGUGGUAUGGUUUGUACAUAUGUAGGGCCUGGUACCUCACUAAAUGGCACAAAACGGAGAAGAAGUUCUUAUAUGAUGCGUUUGUCUCUUUCUCAGCCACUGAUGAGGUGUGGGUAUACAAAGAGCUUGUUCCAGCCCUAGAAGAAGGCAGCCAGACCACCUUUAAACUCUGUCUUCACCAACGGGACUUUGAACCAGGCACUGACAUCUUCGAGAACAUCCAGAAUGCUAUAAACACAAGCAGGAAAACCUUGUGUGUGGUCAGUAACCACUACCUACACAGUGAAUGGUGCCGGCUUGAAGUCCAGCUGGCUAGCAUGAAGAUGUUUUAUGAGCACAAGGAUGUCAUUAUCUUGAUCUUCCUCGAAGAGAUUCCGAACUAUAAGCUGUCCAGCUACCACCGACUGAGGAAACUCAUAAACAGACAGACGUUUAUCACUUGGCCGGACAGCGCUCACCAGCAGCCACUCUUCUGGGCUCGCAUCAGAAAUGCACUGGGCAAUGAGACUGUGGAGAAAGAAAAUACACAUCUAAUUGUUGUCGAGUGACUGGAGUCUUACAGUCCCAAAUUCAGCUGCAUAAAUGGUGCCCUAAAUAAUUGUGUCAAGCACUUUGACUAAAUGAACUCUCUCUCUCCAGGGACAAAUAUUGUUUGGAUAGUGUUCAUAAGUGUGUGUGGGGGGGGGGUACUACUUGGAAAACUUUCAGGAGCAGGAUCCCACAAUUAUGGGACUGGAUCUGCAGAAGGAAUUCCAAUUUUAUUAAGGAGAGGACUUGGAACACCAGUCACCUGAACUCUGGGGAACAGGAAGGUCUUCGCAUGUGUUUGAGAUCUUUUCUUGUGUUGUUUCUCCAAAUCAGUUGCGGUCAUGGGAGAUUGCACUUGCUGUGUAUUCAACCUGCCCCAAGAUCAAAACUUUCCAUCUUGAAGGGAAACUUCCUAUGACAGAGGUUUACAGGGAGGAGACCAACAGGAUGCUCUAAGGAGAGAUUGAAAUAUUCCACCCUAUGGGGAAGCUUGUUAAGACAGGAGGUAAACAACUCAAAAUAGUUUCAUGAAGUUCCUGAAACUGACUAGGGACUAGGCCCUUCCCUUCCCUUCCAAGUGUAUAUAUAACAGUAGAGACUGCUGAGACCCUCGGAUAAGCCUAGCUGCCUGGAAGAAGCAGAGAGCAACUCUGAUGCCUGGAAGACAUACAGACCAGCUGAGCCAGCAGGAGAGGACACUCUCCAUCUUGUUGAGCUGCCUGCAGCCUGUGUAGUGUGCUCCAGGCUCCCAGCGAUUGUGAGCUGUCACCCAUGCUGGAGUGGUCUUUAGUGAUACAGCUGUCUUUGAAUCAUUUCUGUUCCUGUGAGUAACCUCUCACCCAUGCUCUUGUAAAUAACCACAAUCAAAAUCAUUGGGUCACCAAGUUGGACUUUGAUGGUAUCCAUAUUUUGGUUUAUUGUCAGUUCCGUGUCUGGAGUAAGUAGACAUUUGUUUGUGUCUCCCCGUGUCACAUAAAAACAGAAACAACAAAACAAAGAUGACCCAACAACAACAACAACAAAAUGACAUUAAAAAUAAGUAAAAGAAGAAAAAGAAAAGCAAUUGUCUCCCGCAAGACUCCGGUUUGUGACUGAUGCCCCAGGCACACAGCCAUUGGAGUUUCAAACCUAUCUUAAGAUGUCUUGAGGGACUGUAGAGAUGACUCAGCAGUUAAGAGCACUGACUGCUCUUCCAGAGGUCCUGAGUUCAAAUCCCAGCAACCACAUGGGGGCUCACAACCAUCAGUAAUGGGAUCGGAAGCCCUCUUCUGGUGUGUCUGAAGACAGUGUGCUGUACUCACAUACAUGAAAUAAAUAAAUAAAUAAAAUUUUAAAAAGACAUCUUAAGAUGGCAUUUCUAUGAAGUCUGUUUUGCCCAAGUAGGCUGGCUGGUAUCUUCUGCAACUCUUCCUGCUCUGCUAAUCCAUCGAGCCCACUUCUUCAAGCCUGAUAGAUCUAUUACAAGCACUCUCCCCAGUUCUUGUGCUCUGAAUUGAAGAAAAAAAAAAACUUAUGGAGUCUCAUGACAACGGAAACUAUAAUGGAAACUUCACAUGGAUUCCAGUAAAAGGACCAGUCCAUGUUGUUUCCAGUACCAGUACUAGGACUUGUUACUGGUUUUCUGUUUUGAGGUUUCAGAACCUUUCUCAACUGAAUGUUCUUACAGUUGAACUGGGACUUGGCUUUGGCAUUAGACAAAGGGACCACGACAUCUUACUAGUGGCGGGUGUUUUGUUCAAAAGUGCUACAGAUUCCUGUUGUAUGUGAUACCUUAGGAACCUAAAUCAGAUCAGCUUACAGGGGACAGUGCUGUCUAUUUCAGACAGUUUUCCCAGAAGGAGAUUUCUCCUAAGUUGCUGACCUCCUUCCAGUUCCCCCUUAUCUACAAGAUGCUCCGAGCAGCUUCUUGAGGAAGAGACUUGAAGAAGACACAUUUUUUUUCAAUUGGGAUAACAGGCUUGUAUUUCAAUAUACCCUAGUCAAGCCCCCAAGUAAAUGGUAUUAUAACCAA